AUGAGGUUGUUUCUUCUACUUGCUUUCAAUACUCUCAUCAUCUUACUUAAAAACGUGGACAUGGGUUUCGCUCAUGAAGAUAUGCAAGCAUUACUCGCGUUGAAGUCUCAAGUUUCUGAAAACAAACGACUAGUAUUAGCCUCGUGGAAUCACUCUGUUCAGGUAUGCGAGUGGGCUCAUGUUACAUGUGGCCGCAAACACAAAAGAGUUACUCGUUUGGAUCUUGGAGGGUUGCAACUUGGUGGGAUCAUCUUCCCCUCUAUUGGUAAUCUUUCUUUUCUCAGACUACUUAAUCUUGGAGAUAACUCUUUUACCGGUACUAUCCCAAAAGAGUUGGGAAUGUUGUUUAGGCUUCAAAAGUUGAACAUGAGCUACAAUACUCUUGAAGGAGUAGUCAUUCCAAACCUGUCUAACUGCUCUAGAUUGGUGACACUUGAUUUAACCUCAAACCGUCUUAUACAUGGUUUACCUUCAGAGCUAGGAUCGUUAUCUAGCCUUAAGAACUUGCUUCUAUCUAAAAACAAUCUUUCAGGGACUUUUCCCACAUCUUUUGGAAACCUGACUUCUCUCCGUCAGCUCUCUAUUGCAUAUAAUAAUAUGGAAGGAGGAGUUCCUGAUAACUUCGGUAGAUUGACCGAUAUGAUAUAUCUCCAACUUUCGAAAAACAAUCUCUCAGGUGUUUUCCCUCCAGAAAUAUACAACCUGUCCUCACUUAGUUUUUUAUCCAUUGUUGGCAAUCGUUUCUCGGGUCAUCUUAGGCCCGAUUUUGGAGAUAUGCUUCCAAAUCUUGAAGAGUUGUAUUUGGGGAUGAAUUAUUUUUCAGGACAUCUUCCAAAAACAUUGUCCAAUAUCUCUUCCCUUACACGUCUAGAGAUCGCAGAUAACCUUUUCACCGGAUCUAUCCCCAUUAGUUUUGGAACAUUACAACAUAUUCAAAUGUUGGGGCUUAAUAAGAAUUCUUUUGGAAACAACAUAGUUGGAGAUGAUCUGAACUUUCUUACUGCUUUGGUAAAUUGCACUCAGCUGCAAAUCUUGGAUAUUGGUUACAAUAGGCUUGGAGGAGUACUGCCUAUCUCUGUAGCCAAUCUUUCUAACGAGUUGACGGUAAUGGCCUUUGGAGGAAACCUCAUCUCUGGAGGCAUUCCUCAUGACAUUGGGAAUCUCAUAAACCUACAAUCCCUUGGCCUGGAAAGAAAUUUGUUGACAGGAGUGAUACCUACCUCUCUUGGAAAGCUUUUGGGGUUGCAUAAUGUUUUAUUGAAUCAAAAUAGAAUGUCAGGAGAGAUACCAUCAAAUCUUGGAAACAUCACUCGGUUAGAAAUUCUGAAUUUGUUUAACAAUAGUUUCCAAGGGAACAUUCCUCCAAGUCUUGGAAAAUGUCGGUUUCUUGUGGUUCUUUACCUUGGAUCAAAUAGGUUAAACGGGAUUAUACCUCAAGAAAUCAUGCUAAUGGAGUCUCUUGUUUUCUUGUAUAUAUCAAGAAACUUGUUGACUGGACCGUUCCCAAAAGAUGUUGGAAGAUUAAAAUCCCUUGUUGAGCUGUCUGCUGGAAACAAUAGAUUUCAUGGAAACAUCCCGGAGACGUUAGGGAGCUGUCUCUCCAUGGAAGCAAUUUCCCUGCAAGGAAACAGAUUCGAUGGAGCCAUUCCAGAUUUCAGAAACUUGAGAGCUCUCAAAAUCUUUAACUUAUCCAACAACAAUUUGUCCGGCAGUAUACCUGAGUACCUAGCGAAGUUUUCCUCUUUGGAGUAUUUAGAUCUCUCUGUUAACAACUUUGAAGGCAUAGUUCCAACAGAAGGAGUAUUUCAGACUCCUGAAAAUUUUUCAGUAUCUGGUAAUGGAAAACUUUGUGGAGGCAUCGCUGAACUAAAGUUAAGGUCAUGCCCUCUAAACGUGGUUUCAAGGGGGAGAAGACAUUCAUCAAAUAGAAAGAGAAUUGUUAUCGGUGUCAGUGUUGGUGUAGCUUCUCUUUUGUUGUCACUGUUUACUCUGAGUCUACUAUACAUGCUUAUGAAAAGAAAGAAGAAGAAAGAAGGUGCAAGAAACGAUGAUAACUUGCUGUCCAAGUCUCCAUUCUAUGAAAGGAUAAGUUAUGAGGAGCUUCGAAGAGCAACUAGCGAGUUCUCAUCAAGCAAUUUGAUUGGUUCAGGAAACUUCAGCUCUGUUUUUAAAGGGUUGCUUGGUCCCGAGUCCAAAGUUGUUGCAGUUAAAGUUCUGAAUCUCCAAAAGCAUGGGGCAGCUAAGAGCUUUAUAGCGGAAUGUGAAGCUUUGAAAAGUAUAAGGCAUCGAAACCUAGUGAAACUAGUGACAGCUUGUGCAAGUAUUGAUUUCAAAGGAAAUGAAUUCAAAGCUCUUGUGUAUGAUUUUAUGCCGAAUGGAAACUUAGACACGUGGCUGAACCCGGAGGUCGAAGUUGGAAGCUCUGAAACUCAUCCAAGACCGUUGACGCUAAGUGAAAGACUUAGUAUUGCCAUAGAUGUGGCUUCAGUUUUGGAUUAUAUCCAUUCCCAUUGUCAUGACCCUGUAGCUCAUUGUGAUCUGAAACCAAGCAAUGUUCUUCUGGACAAUGAUCUAACAGCCCAUGUCAGUGACUUUGGUCUUGCUCGAAUCCUCGACCAGGACUCCUUCAUCAACGUGUUGAGCUCCACGGGUGUCAGAGGAACCAUCGGCUAUGCAGCACCAGAAUAUGGAAUGGGAGGAAAACCAUCGAUACAAGGAGAUUUGUACAGUUUCGGAGUUCUUGUGUUGGAGAUGUUCACUAGGAAGCGUCCAACAGAUCAAAUGUUUGUCGGAGAAGUAACUCUCCGUAGCUAUGUCGAGUCGGGGCUGCCCGAACAUGUACUUGAUCUAGCUGACAUAUCGAUUCUCCAAGGUGAAGUUGACAACAAGAACAUCAACAUCGCUGAGUGUUUAAAGAUGGUGUUUCAUGUGGGAAUAAGGUGUUGUGAAGAAUCUCCCACAAAUCGGAUGACGAUGGCUGAAGCUUUAGCUGUAUUAGUCUCACUCAGAAACAGGUUCUUUAAAACCAAGAAGACAACACUCAGUGCAGGUCAUUAGCUUUGGUUGGUCUAAAACACUUAUAAAUAUGUGUGCUUAUAAAUAAAAAUGUAUUAUAUGGCGACGACGGUGACAGUUAUGGGAGAUUCGAGACGGCAGUGGCAGUGUUUGUGAAGUUAAGACACGGUGGCGGUGGUGUUUGUGGAGAUUAGAGACGGUGUUCGUCAACGGUUUUCUAAUUUUACAUUAUGAAGGUUGUCUUUUAUAUCAAGAGUUACUAAUCUAGUGAAUAACGAAUAACGAAUCGA
Capsella rubella is the source of this 3305-nucleotide messenger RNA. RefSeq names its product LRR receptor-like serine/threonine-protein kinase EFR. The coding region runs from base 1 to 3057 and encodes 1018 amino acids. NCBI's taxonomy places the organism in Eukaryota, Viridiplantae, Streptophyta, Magnoliopsida, Brassicales, Brassicaceae. Gene Ontology annotation, molecular function: protein kinase activity; protein binding; ATP binding. The record is from RefSeq and is a predicted model, not a curated record. Gene Ontology annotation, biological process: protein phosphorylation. The transcript has 2 exons.